This is a messenger RNA of Saprolegnia parasitica CBS 223.65, 828 nucleotides long. RefSeq lists its product as hypothetical. The transcript has 8 exons. NCBI's taxonomy places the organism in Eukaryota, Oomycota, Saprolegniomycetes, Saprolegniales, Saprolegniaceae. The record is from RefSeq and is a predicted model, not a curated record. Bases 1 to 828 code for a protein of 275 amino acids.
AUGACGAUGGCCUUCUCCGUGGCCUCGUGCCAGAAGGAGCGCAUCUACGAGAGCGGCGAGGUCCUCGGGCGUGGCGUCAAGCUCGAGCUGUGGAAGGCCAACCACAAGAACGUCGAGGUGCUUGACCUUGAGAGCGAGACGAUCCAGACGGGCAUGACGCACCUGCGCGACUACGCCUCGUCGGGCGCCAAGUUUAUGCACUGCGCAGACAAGCUCAUUCGCAACGUGCUCGAGGCCGCGUUGACGCAGCUGCCCAACGACGAAGACGCGGUUGUCACGACGCCGCUCGGGUACAAGGCCAAGGGCGUCGACUACGAAGACAACGUCAAGGUCUGCGGUAUCGCGCUCUGCGACGACAAGCUGUGCACGGAGCGACUCGAGCAUCUGUUGGCGUCGACGCUUCCGUUUGACUCUACGAUCGGUGCAAUCAAGCUCCAGGACAAUGCGGUUGCAACGUCGUCACUGCCCGACGACAUUGAAGAGAGCUUUGUCGUGCUGCUGCACCCGGACUUUGCCUCGUUCGAGAAGAUGCAGCCCGUGAUCAAGUUGCUGCUCAAAAAAGGCGUCGAGCCCGACCACAUCCAGGUCGUCUCGCUCGUGACGUGCCCCGCUGCGGCCGACCAAUUCUGCAAGGUCUUCCCCGACGUCAACCUCGUCACCGCUUCCUACGACGCAGCGUCCGACAGCCAAGGCCGCAUUGUGCCCGGCAUUGGCAACUUUGAAGCGCGCUAUGUCGGGAAUGACGGCCCUGUCUCGGACGAGCCGCCGAGUGUCGACCCUGCGACUGAGGCCGCCAGCGGUAGCAGCAGCUGGUGGCCCUUCAAGUAA